Hyaloscypha bicolor E is the source of this 3855-nucleotide messenger RNA. RefSeq names its product copper radical oxidase. The record is from RefSeq and is a predicted model, not a curated record. The transcript has 8 exons. The coding region runs from base 250 to 3855 and encodes 1201 amino acids. Lineage: Eukaryota; Fungi; Ascomycota; Leotiomycetes; Helotiales; Hyaloscyphaceae.
AUUUUAGCCCUCAGAGCCGAAGUCGUGCAUCUGCCCCUGGUUCCUGGUCGAUAGAAGGCACCUUCUUUUUCUCCGUUUUCUCUUAUAGCUUUGCUCCCUCGCUCCUUGAAGCCCAGCAUUACCCACACUGUCGUUUCCCACUGCUGUCGCUCGUUCAGGACCUAGUGGCCCUUUAUGUACCAGUAAAUAAUAAUCUAUCUAAUCGACGUUUUCGUCAUCACAUUCGUUUAAGAAUUUCAAACUGCAAAAAUGGUUCGAAAAUUCGGCUCUGCUCUUAGAGCAUUGCUCUGUUCAUUCGUUACAAUUGAAGCUGCAAUCAUCCAAGAGCGUGCUCUCGUCACUCCGUCGAAACUCCCAGGGACUUGGGUGUCGAAAGGAUGUUAUGUAGACGUGGGACGCACACUUACCGGUGGUGGCUACACGUCGGCCACUGCAAUGACUGAUGAGUCUUGCAUUGCUUAUUGUGAGAAGGCUGGAUACAUUUACGCCGGCACUGAGUACUCUCAAGAAUGUUACUGUGGCGCUACUCUUGCCACUGGCGGCGUUGCAGCCCCUGCGGCGGACUGCAGUAUGGCGUGUACAGGAAAUGCUACAGAGGCAUGUGGUGGCCCCAGCAGAUUGAAUCUCUUUUGGAGUGGUACAUCUGGUCCGCAGUCAAAUCCCGGUGUGGGUCUAUGGAAAUUUAGUGGUUGUUAUGCCGAGGGGACAACCGGACGCGCGCUUACCAUCGCCCCUGCUACGGCUGGGGGAGCAGCCAACCUCACCAUCGCAAACUGCCUUUCAGCUUGCCAGACUGCGGGUUUUAACCUCGCAGGUGCAGAGUACGGCGGAGAAUGUUAUUGUGACAAUGCUAUUCAGAACGGCGGCAAACUGGCUCCAGGAGGUUUGUCUGACUGCAAUAUGCUUUGCAACGGCAAUGCGUCCGAAUUCUGUGGGGCCGGGAGUCGAUUAGAUGUGUAUGAUUUCAACAGCAAAGUCGUUUUGCCUCCAUACACAACCGUUACAUCUCAAACCUCGGCCAAAACCUCUACGACGACGACAAAACCGACGACAACAGCCAAAUCUACGAAACCGACCACCGCGGCCACAAGUACAAAACCGACAUCUACAGCAACCUCGGUUCGACCAACCUCGACUGGCCCAGCGAAUAAGCCAGCUGUCGGACCAUACUCGUACUUUGGUUGCCAAACUGAAGGAACCAAUGCCAGAGCACUUGCUGGUACAUCCACCGCGGCUGAUACAAUGACUCUUGAAGUAUGUCAGGCCUUCUGUACCGGGUUUACCUAUUUCGGCGUUGAGUAUGGACGCGAGUGUUAUUGCGGCAACAGCUUUUCAGCAGGAUCAGUUGCUGCUCCCCCAGCUGACUGCAGUUUCCCCUGCCCAGCAGAUGGAUCCGAACUGUGUGGCGCGGGCAAUCGGCUUUCAGUCUACAAGCUUGGCACGGUCACCGGCAGCACAUCAUCGACCAAAGGGACGACCAAGGGUACUACCUCAACCACGACGACAAAGGUCUCUGUCACAACCAGCCCUGCACAGACAGGAUUCCCUACCGGCUGGACUUACCAAGGAUGCUGGGUUGAUGGCGCGGCUGGCAAAAUCUUGACUCACCAACAGCCAAAUCAGCAGACCACGAAUAGUCUGCAAUCUUGCGUUGCCACCUGCAAGGCUGCCGGUUAUACAAUUGCUGGAACUGAAUACGGCGUGGAAUGUUAUUGUGACAACUUCGUUUACAAUGGCGCUGUUUUGGCAACGAACCAAGCCGAUUGUAACAUGCCAUGCCCAGGCGCACCAACUGAGAUGUGUGGAGCUGGAGGAAGAAUAUCAAUGUACUCAUUUGGCAUGCCUACAGUCUAUGCACCACCUGGACCUCAAACAAGUGGCUUGCCGGCAAAUUGGAAAUACCAGGGUUGUCUUCAGGACAACAUUGCUUCUAAAGAAGACCCUGGAGAAAUGCUCAACACAUUUCCUUACAUGGUUUCGGAGAAUCAAACCUUGAACGAUCCAUCCGCUUGCAUUGCUCAAUGCCAAAAAUUCGGCUUCAAUGCGGCUGGUCUGGAAUAUGGCAGUCAAUGUUUCUGUGGUGAUGUCCAAAACAUUUAUGUUGCGUCGGCUCCAUCCACAUUUACGGAUCCAACCAAAAUCCAACGCUACACCAGAAGUGCUGUGCCUCAGAUUGUCGCAGACGGCAAUUGCAACGUCCCCUGCGCGGGCAUGCCACAGUACUAUUGCGGUGCUGGAAAUUUGUUGAGUUACUACUCUUGGGUUGGGGCCACACCUCUCUACAAUUUCGGCAUGCCAACCGGGAAUGCUGCAGGAUCCUACUCCCUGUUGAUUGGUGGUGUAGUCGUACCGUUGAUCGUCUCUCAAGGCGUUAACGGCAAGGUCUCUUUCCUCGAAAAGCACGGAACUGGUGAAGCUAAUGGAACCGGUGCUUAUGAGUUGGAUUUGUCUCUCAUGACCGGUCUUCAAAGUGAUGUGUUCUGUGCCGCGGGGCUUACCCUUCCCGAUAAGGCAGGACGACAAUUGACAGCUGGAGGCUGGGCUGGUGAAUCCAAUUAUGGUAUCCGACUUUAUAUCCCAGAUGGCUCCGCAGGUGUCAAUGGAACGAAUCAAUGGGUCGAGGACACCGUUAAUCUCCAGCUUCAGGUCCCGCGCUGGUAUCCUUCGGGCUUGAUCAUGGCAAACGGGUCCGUCCUUAUUGUAGGCGGCGAGGUUGGACAGAACGCAGCCGAGCAACCUACACUGGAAAUUCUUCCUGCGACUGGCGUGCCAACCAAGACUACCUCAAGCGGCUAUUCUAACACGACAGUGUACUUGGACUUCCUUGCACGAACAUGGCCAUUCAAUCUGUAUCCCUUCAUAGCCGUUAUUCCUCAAGGUAUUUUCAUUGCAUACUACAACGAAGCACGUAUUUUGGAUGAGAAGACAUUUGCCACGAUCAAGACUCUACCAAACAUGCCUGGUGCGGUCAACAACCCCAAUGGUGGAAGAACUUAUCAGUUGGAAGGAGCGAUGGUCCUCUUACCCCAGUACGCUCCAUAUUCUGCUCCUCUCGGCGUAUUGAUUUGCGGCGGUUCGACGGAAGGCGGUGGGUACGCUAUCGACAACUGCAUUUCAACACAACCUGGUGCGGCAAACCCAACCUGGACGAUCGAGAGAAUGCCUUCCCGACGUGUCAUGCCUUGCAUGGCUGGUCUCCCUGAUGGCACCUAUCUCAUUCUCAAUGGCGGUGAACACGGUGUCGCUGGAUUCGGUCUUGGAGGCGUCCCGAACUUCAACGCAGUCCUUUAUGAUCCUGCCAAGCCCGUCAAUCAGCGCAUGAGUAUUAUGGCCAACACCACUGUUGCUCGCCUGUAUCACUCCGAAGCCACCACCCUCCUUGAUGGGCGUGUUCUCGUCUCUGGAUCUGAUCCGUCAGGACAAUACCCCACCCCAGCUGGAACUUGGCCAGAAGAAUACCGCAUGGAAGUCUUCACUCCACCAUAUCUGCUGUCUGGUCUCGCCCGCCCAACCUUCACGAUCACAAACAAGGACUGGAGCUAUGGUCAGACCGUUGCCUUCACCGUGACCUCUGGCGGAACGGCAAACUUGAAGGUCUCACUCCUCGGAUCAACAGUCUCGACCCACGGCAACUCGAUGGGCCAAAGAACAAUCUUCCCAGCAUUCACAUGCAACGGCAACGCCUGUACGGUCACCGCACCCCCCGAUGCGCAUACGAGCCCUCCCGGAUGGUUUAUGAUGUUCAUCUUGAACGGCCCAACACCAUCUGUUGGUGUAUUCGUCCGCAUUGGUGGUGAUCCUGCACAAUUAGGAAACUGGCCUAAGCUCCCUGGCUUUACGCUCCCAGGCGUGUAA